GUGGACUGCAGGCUGCGAGUGGGAAUAGCACGUCUGUUGUCCACGCGGAUCUCAAUGCACCAGAUGCCAUGGCCUCCAAGUUAGUCCAGCUGUCUCUGUCGUGUGUUGCGGAGUUGACCUUGGAUCGCCCAACAUGAGCCAGGUAAUAGUUGAGCUUGAAACUCUGAGCAAGGGAUUCAUGGGUGGAAAACAGGAGAGAGUAGCUAGGCAGUUGGAUGCUUGUAUGCAAACCUCUCGUUUAGGCAGAUGUCUGGAAGAGGAGAUCGAUGUGAUCAGGAGCACGCAU
Messenger RNA from Closterium sp. NIES-67, 286 nucleotides. The record is from the annotation of a GenBank genome assembly. NCBI's taxonomy places the organism in Eukaryota, Viridiplantae, Streptophyta, Zygnematophyceae, Desmidiales, Closteriaceae.